Zymoseptoria tritici IPO323 is the source of this 976-nucleotide messenger RNA. RefSeq lists its product as uncharacterized. The coding region runs from base 228 to 653 and encodes 141 amino acids. The record is from RefSeq and is a predicted model, not a curated record. NCBI's taxonomy places the organism in Eukaryota, Fungi, Ascomycota, Dothideomycetes, Mycosphaerellales, Mycosphaerellaceae. The transcript has 3 exons.
AUCAUCGGCCUUCCACUGUACCUGGCAAGAUCUGCUCGGACAAGAUCGGUGCGACUGUCGGUACCUGCUUGAGCUGCACUUCCUUUUGACUCACAGUCGCACCCUGCAUCAUCUCGGUGGCACAUCUGCUCUCUCCGACAUUCCGGAUCUCUUGCUCCGACCCUCAAUCCCCCGCGCAACAAAACGUCUUCGCAGUCGAGACCUACCCCGGCGAAGCGUCGGGACGUAUGGUACUAGGCGUUGGUCCACAAAACCUUAAAAACGAGCGCAUGACCCGGACCUUAGCCACGACCAACCUUGAAAUCGCGCACACAACAAGUCAAAUAUGUUGCGCCUACUCGCUCUUCAGCAACACAAACACCAGCACGACUAAUACAAGCAACUUCAUCUCCACCGCAACACCGAAAAGAAAAACACAGCAAUCAUGGCCGGAGUCUACGCCUCCCACAACCCCAUUGCUAUCCACAACAACCUCGACAUCCCCCAUCCCGGCUACAUGGACCAAAACGGCUUUGUCCACAUCCCCAUCACAAUCGCAGAAUACAUCGAUCCUUCUCAAAAACUCAACUUCGUCGACAAAGUGCGAAGUAAAGCCAGCCAUAAGACCGAUCAGAAACCGCAGAUGUUUGCCAUGUCGCAGAGGGACUAUGUGAAUCAUUGGGCGAAAGAUGAAGCCGGCGAGUGGCUGCCGAACGUGACGGAACCUCCUGAGGGUCGACUCGCUUGGUUGAGAACGCAGGUAAGGGUCAAUGAGGAGUGGAAGCAAUGGGGAGCGCUGAGGGAUAUCACUUCGGGGAAGUGGUCUUGGGGCGCGACUGGUUGAGUUUAUUGGUAAGGGAUAAAGGGAGGGAGUAUGGUGAUUCAAUUGAUUGAGCUCUUGGUCACAAUUCUGGAUGGUUCGGCUUCGGAGGCACUUCGAGGAGUCGUGUGCUUGGCACUUUUGCUAUAUCUGCAUAUCGCAUACCGUCGUCCAGUG